AUGGAAAGUGAACCCUAUAAAAUUCAAAAUGAUCAUCAUCAAAAGGCAGCUGAAUAUCUACGACAAGCUUUAGAAUGUGAUGAACAAUCAAACAAUCAUGAAUUGGCUAUUUCGUUGUACAAACAGGGCAUUCAAGAGUUAGAAAAGGCUUUGAGUUUACCUGUUGAUUCCACGAAUACUCGUGCUGUAGAGUUACAUGGUAAAAUGCGACGAAACUUGACCAUGGCUCGAGAACGAAUCGAUGUAUUGAAUAAAUUGAAUCGCAAAGAGCAACCGCCUUCAACGAAAAUUCAUCGACCAACACCUCCGCGUCGUGUCACCUCAGCGUCCUCGUCUGCUUCAGCUAAUACUUGCUCGCGUGUUUUAUCACCUGCUUCUCCUUUGACGACAACAACACGUUUAACUCCUAAAUUAAAACAAGCACCUACACGAUUAACUAAUACUGCAAGAAAAGAGGCGUCGGCCGUGCUCAAUCAGAAAAAAGCCUCAACACAAAAUCCAAAUCAACGACCGACAUUGAAACUGCCGAAUGUGGAACCUAAACUUGUUUCAUAUAUUCUCGAUGAGGUGAUCGAAAAUCGACCACACGUUAAGUUCGAUGAUAUUGGUGGUCAAGAAGGUGCAAAACGAGCACUGGAAGAAGCGGUUAUUUUACCUGUACUCCGACCGGAAAUGUUCACUGGUUUACGUGCACCAGUGCGUGGUAUUCUGUUAUUUGGACCACCUGGGAAUGGAAAAACCAUGCUGGCGAAAGCUGUGGCUUCGGAAGCCAAAGCUCGUUUUUUCAACAUUAGUGCAUCGAGUUUAACGUCGAAAUACGUUGGUGAAGGUGAAAAAUUAGUUCGCGCUUUGUUUGCUGCCGCACGUGAAUUACAACCGUCGAUUAUAUUUAUCGAUGAAGUCGAUUCACUGCUAACUGCACGUAAAGAAUCUGAGCAUGAUGCAAUGCGCCGACUGAAAACGGAAUUUCUCGUUCAAUUUGACGGCGUGCAAACAAAUAAUGAUGAUCGUAUUCUCGUUCUCGCUGCAACCAACCGUCCAUUUGAAUUAGAUGAUGCAGCACUAAGACGUUUCCCUCGACGCAUUUAUAUUCAACUGCCCGAUCGAAGUACACGAAUACAACUUUUAAAGCAUUUACUUCUGAAACAAGAACAUGAUCUAACAGGAAAAGAUUUCGAACGUAUUGCUAAUGAGACAGAUGGAUACUCAGGUAGUGACCUAACUGCUCUUGCAAAAGAUGCAGCCAUGGGUCCGGUACGUGAAUUACGUGUUGAGGAACUUAAACAGUUAUCUAUCAGUCGAAUUCGUCCACUAUCAUACGCAGAUUUUGCUCAAGCACUACGCAAAAUUCGAGCCAGUGUUUCUCCCACCACAUUGGAGAAGUAUAUAACAUGGAAUUCAACAUUUGGUGAUUGUAGUUAA
This is a messenger RNA of Adineta ricciae, 1422 nucleotides long. Lineage: Eukaryota; Metazoa; Rotifera; Eurotatoria; Adinetida; Adinetidae. The record is from the annotation of a GenBank genome assembly.